Knipowitschia caucasica is the source of this 393-nucleotide messenger RNA. NCBI's taxonomy places the organism in Eukaryota, Metazoa, Chordata, Actinopteri, Gobiiformes, Gobiidae. The record is from the annotation of a GenBank genome assembly.
AUGUGUGCUCGAUGGUCCGAGGGAGGGCGACUCGCAGCCUUUGUCUCGACGCAAGGAUGGUGCUCAGGGGGGAGAGAGGGCUCACGCACCUGUUUGCACACCCAAGCUUGGCUGGCGGAUCAGUGUAACACCACACUGCGCGACAGGUUUGUCGACACCGAAGAGUGGUGCCUCAGGUCGAACGACGCGCUCUCGCUGUUGUCACACGCAGAAUGUGCUCAGGUGCAACGAGCAGCACCGUCACGCUUGUCACAGAAAGUGCGCGAGGUCGGGAACGAAACUCACCGGUUUGUCACGAGCCAGAAGUGCCAGGUAAGACACACUCAUCCUAUUCAGCGCAGCCAAGAGUCGACGGGGUUGCGACAGCGAGCAGGCGAUCCUCGGCUGGUGUAG